Ostrea edulis (European flat oyster) is the source of this 1122-nucleotide messenger RNA. RefSeq names its product N66 matrix protein-like. The coding region runs from base 47 to 931 and encodes 294 amino acids. The record is from RefSeq and is a predicted model, not a curated record. The transcript has 4 exons. NCBI's taxonomy places the organism in Eukaryota, Metazoa, Mollusca, Bivalvia, Ostreida, Ostreidae.
AGUAAGAAUCAAUAUUGCGCUAGAAGAAAUAGUCUCAUCACCAAAGAUGAAUAGAAAGUAUCUGGGAGUUGUGUUGUUGCUCUUUGUACAUGCUGCCGACGCCCAGUUGGAGACUUUAAUUCCAAUAAUUGGCGGUUUGGCUGGUGGGUUAUUAAUGGGUUUUGGAGUAAAUGAAAUGAACAACAACAUUAAUGCCCCCGUGAUGAUGAUGCCAAUGAACGGAGGUUCUCCAUCCAUGAUGGUACCAAUGAGGCCGGUUGGAAUGCCUCAGACGGUAGCCAUGGUGUCACCUCUUUCGUCACCUCAAAUGGUUAACAUGAAUGGCAAUGGGAUGAUGAUGCCGAUGAAUGGAAUGAUGAUGCCAAUGACGACUGCAAACGGUGGCAUGAAAGGCAUGUCGUACAAUGGAAUGGUAAUGGUGAUGAAUGGCAACACUAUGAUGGGUGGAGGAAUGAUGAGUGGAAAUGGUGGCAUGAUGAUGAAUGGAAAUCGUAUGAUGAAUGGAGGAAAUGGUGGCAUGAUGAAUGGAGGAAAUGGUGGCAUGAUGAAUGGAGGAAAUGGUGGCAUGAUGAACGGAAAUCGUAUGAUGAAUGGAGGAAAUGGUGGAAUGAUGAAUGGCGGAAAUGGUGGAAUGAUGAUGAAUGGAGGAAAUGGUGGAAUGAUGAAUGGAGGAAACGGUGGCAUGAUGAACGGAAAUCGUAUGAUGAAUGGAGGAAAUCGUGACAUGAUGAAUGGAAAUGGCGGGAUGAUGAGUGGAAAUGGCGGGAUGAUGAGUGGAAAUAGACGCAUGAUGAUGCGGGACGACGAUUCCGACAGAGACAAUGGCGAUAGGAGUAGCAGGUCAUCAAGAAGAGGUGUACUAAUGCCCGUCACCAGUGUCGCUCGUAACCGACUCCCAGCUUAUAUAAUGAGGCGGAGGAGAUUAGUGUAAAAAGGAAUUCUUUCGAUUUGUUUUGUUUGUUUUCCUGCAUCCAGAAGUCGAAAAUGAUUGUGUUGUUCAAACUACAGUUGCCAACAUUGAUCAGGGACGUUUUUGUUUUUUUAUUUUUGUUACGAAGUUGUGAAUUUUACAUGUGUACAUAUGAAUAUUAUAUUUUUGUUAAAUAUAUAUUGUUAACCUUU